Molecule: messenger RNA, 570 nt
Organism: Lobosporangium transversale
Lineage: Eukaryota; Fungi; Mortierellomycota; Mortierellomycetes; Mortierellales; Mortierellaceae
Exons: 1
Coding region: 1-570 (189 amino acids)
Source: RefSeq, a predicted model, not a curated record
AUGAGUACCAAGGGGGCUGCAGAGGACAAGAUCCUUAACCACAAGGGGAUAUUGUUGCAGGAGCUGUUUUCCUUGAAAGGAUACAAGGACGUUGGACUGCAAUCUGAUGAUGGCCCUAGAAGGAAACUACGGACAUCGUUCUUUACAAACGGCCUUACCCUAACACUUCUUGCCUAUGACACAUCGAAGCAAAAAAGAGGAAGAGGUUCGCAAGCUGCCCAACCUUCGGAUACUCAAAGAUCUCAAGCAGUCCAGGCUUCUUCAAGUGCUCAGCAGGGAUCCUCGUCUUCAGGCCAUGGUGCAGGCGAUGGUGGUGAUGAUGGAGACGACGACGGAAAUGAAGAUGACGAUAUCUUGCUGGGUAUCAGCGAUAUUGACUUGCUGGAAGUUGAUGAACCAUUCUUAGAUGGCAAUGAGGGAGAAGAAGCAGCUGAAGAAGGUACAUCGAGCACAAAUCCACUGUCCCCGGCGAGUCCCAGUCCCCGGCGUGAGAUCAACUGGAAGCAGAGAUCCCGUCUCCUCGAGAAUGUAGAAGUUAAAUAUGACACCCAGGCAGCAUGGGACCAGUGA